Messenger RNA from Aureobasidium vineae, 3006 nucleotides. The record is from the annotation of a GenBank genome assembly. Lineage: Eukaryota; Fungi; Ascomycota; Dothideomycetes; Dothideales; Saccotheciaceae.
AUGGAGUUCUCUUUGACUGGAUCCCCGGCGACAACACCACUGGCAACACCAGGCGGCUCAAAUCCAAGACAGAAGGAACAGAGAUUCCGACCACCAGUCGCACCAAGUCCCUACGCCGAAUACCAACAAAGCGGCUCCGAAGCGGGUUACUUCCCUAUCCAACCCCAGCAACCAGCCCCACCACAACAACAGCCAGCGAGUAUGGAUGGACUUUCAAACCAAAUGGGUGCAAUGGGUCUGGGUGGUCAGCCUCCUGCUCUUGCUGCACCAAGCUCGCGACCACAUAAAAAGAAGGACAGACAUGCAUACCACCACAUCGAAACACCAGCCGCCGCCCAGCCUCUGCCAGCUGCAGUACCAGGAACCACAUCGUCGCAAUUCUACAACACUCAGAAUGCUCCCAUGCCUGGAACCGCGGCCCCAUACGUUUCCCAGCAGAUCACACCCGCCAUGUCGCAGUUCCCUGCCGCAGCAUCCACCUUCACGCCUGCCAACCCCGCAACGCCCAUGGAGCAUGCUGCUCGUCAAGGCGACCAACUCUUGUCAGCUCCUGCUUCUUCUCAGUCAGGUCGCGUCGACCCGGAUCAAAUACCCAGUGUGCCGAGGUCACGCGACAUUCCCGCUCGCCAUUACCAGGAGCGCAUCUACCCUACCAUGGAGCAGCACCUCCCUCCACCUGCCGCCGUUCCUUUUGUUGCUUUCGACCAAGGAAACAGUUCUCCGAAGUUUGCUCGUCUCACCUUGAAUAACAUUCCGACCUCGAACGAAGCUCUUCAAACUACCGGUCUUCCCCUUGGUCUUGUUCUGCAACCCUUGGCUCCCCUACAGGAUGGCGAGCAGCCUGUGCCUGUUCUCGACUUUGGAGAUGUGGGCCCGCCACGUUGCAGACGUUGCAGAACCUACAUCAACCCCUUUAUGACUUUCCGUUCUGGUGGAAACAAGUUUGUCUGCAACUUGUGCACUCAUCCCAAUGAUGUGCCCUCCGAGUACUUCGCUCCUACCGAUCCAACAGGCAUCAGAGUCGAUCGUUCGCAAAGACCUGAGCUGAUGUUGGGUACUGUUGAUUUCCUCGUUCCGAAGGAGUACUGGACCAGAGACCCUGUUCCUCUCCAAUGGCUUUUCGUGAUCGAUGUCAGUCUAGAGGCAUCUAGCAGAGGCUUCCUUGAUGCCAUGUGCAAAGGUAUACUACAUGCACUCUACGCCGAGGACGGUACAAACAAUGUUCCUGCAGGUGUCAAGGUUGGUUUUGUAACGUUUGAUCGAGAAGUGCACUUCUACAAUUUGACUCCGGGCCUUGAGCAAGCUCAAAUGAUCGUUAUGCCUGAUAUCGAGGAUCCGUUCGUACCUUUGAGCCAAGGCCUGUUUGUGGAUCCCCGAGCAUCCAAGACUGCCAUCACAUCUCUUCUUGGCCGGAUACCGGAUAUGUUCUCCUCAGUAANNAAAAGUCCAGAGCCCGCAUUACUCCCGGCCAUCAAUGCCGCUUUGGCUGCUCUGAAUUCUACUGGAGGCAAGAUCGUAUGCUCAGUGUCGAGUCUUCCCACGUUUGGUCCUGGACGUCUCUUCCCUCGCGACAAGAACGAAGGCCGCGACACAGACGCCGAAAAGAAGCUCUAUACUACUGAGCAUCCUGGUUGGAGAGGUACGGCCUCAAAGAUGGUUGAAGCAGGUGUUGGUAUCGACUUCUUCAUGGCCGCACCCAGUGGAGGCUAUCUUGACAUUGCGACCAUCGGACACUGCUGUGCGGUAUCUGGAGGCGAGACAUACUACUAUCCCAACUUCCACAGCCCACGAGACGACUUGCGACUGGCAAAGGAACUCAAGCACACAGUCACGCGUGAAACUGGUUUCCAGGCCCUCAUGAAGGUUCGCUGCUCGAAUGGUCUGCAGCUCUCUUCAUACCACGGUAACUUUACUCAGCAUACAUUUGGUGCUGAUCUCGAAUUUGGUGCGAUCGAUGCAGACAAAGCGAUUACAGUCAUGUUCAGUUACGACGGCAAGUUGGACGCAAAGCUGGAUGCGCACUUCCAGAGUGCGCUUCUAUACACGACUGCGACAGGUGAACGUAGAGUUCGCUGCACCAACACCGUCGCAAGUGUAAGCGAGAGCGCUCUUGAGGCCAUGAAGUUUGUCGAUCAAGAUGCAGUGGUCAGUGUGAUCUCCAAGGAGGCAGCAUCAAGAGUCUCAGAAAGGACCUUGACAGAAAUUCGCAACUCCUUGAGCGAGAAGACGAUCGACAUACUCGCUGGCUACCGCAAGAACUUCUCUGGCUCGCAUCCGCCUGGCCAGCUUGUCUUGCCUGAAAAUCUUAAAGAGUUGAGUAUGUACAUGCUAGGACUGAUCAAGUCACGAGCCUUCAAAGGUGGUCGCGAGCCUAGCGAUCGUAGAAUCCAUGACAUGCGCUUGAUUAGAUCGAUGGGGCCCAUGGAGCUCUCGUUAUAUCUGUACCCACGCAUCAUUGGCAUUCACAACCUAGAGCAGACAGACGGUUUUGCUGAUGAGAAUGGCCGUCUUCUCAUGCCAGCUGCUAUCAGAGCAUCAUUCGGACAGAUCGAAGAAGGCGGAGCUUACAUCGUCGACAACGGACAGGUCUGUCUGCUCUGGUUACACUCUCAGGUGUCUCCCAAUCUGCUUGAGGACCUGUUUGGUGAGGGCUACAACGAACUCAAGCAUCUGGAUCCGUUCAGCUCUAGUCUACCUGUGCUCGAGACACAUCUCAAUGCUCAAGUGCGUAACAUCUUGCAGUACAUGGAGACUACGAGGGGCUCAAAGGCAAUGACGAUCCAACUGGCUAGACAGGGAUUGGACGGUGCAGAGUAUGAGUUUGCUCGUUUGUUGUAUGAGGAUCGUAACGGUGAAGCUCAGAGCUAUGUCGACUGGCUGGUGCAUGUGCACAGGCAAAUCCAGAUGGAGCUCUCCGGUCAACGUAAGAAGGAUGACAGCGAUGGAGCAGGCAUCAGCAGCACAGUGGCGUCGACAUUUGCUGGACUGAGGGCUCCAUACUUCUAA